ACUUCACAAUUAAUCGGCCGAUACGCGCGCACACAGUUGUUAUUUAACGGAUGCCAUUUGUGACCUGCAGUAUUCAGUUUCGUGCUAGUAAAAAUUGUGUCCGUCAUAUCAAAAUUCCUACCGGAGAAAAUGAACUUUAAGAUCUGUCUUCUGCUAGUUGCCAUCGGCGUGUCGCAGGUGUGUUCCGUCUGUAAUGUUGGGCUCGGUAAACGACAAACGUUUGACCAUGAGGUGGACGUGUUGAGGGUGCAAAAGGGCCCCUUGCCGAUCCCGCAAAAUAUGACCCUGAUCUUUGACUACGAAGUGGAUCCCACUGAUAGUUUGGAAAUGACUUACGUUCAAAUUCAGGGAUCAUUAUCGAGCUGCCUACUUGUCAUUGAUAACAAUGUAGAUGUCAAAAAAGCUUUCCGAGUACAAAUGCUCAGCCCGGAACCUGUGACAGAGAUGCAAGGAACUGCCAAAGUCUAUGGAAUUCGCCGAGGGAAUUAGAACAAGUUACAGAGCUCAAAUUCAAUGAAAAGAAAAUUUUCGCUCACACACAGAAAAGAAAUAAACAAUAAUGUGUUUGUCUUAGGA
Messenger RNA from Toxorhynchites rutilus septentrionalis, 576 nucleotides. RefSeq lists its product as uncharacterized. The record is from RefSeq and is a predicted model, not a curated record. The transcript has 3 exons. NCBI's taxonomy places the organism in Eukaryota, Metazoa, Arthropoda, Insecta, Diptera, Culicidae. Bases 130 to 489 code for a protein of 119 amino acids.